Messenger RNA from Gorilla gorilla gorilla (western lowland gorilla), 2838 nucleotides. It is a transcript of the gene NUMBL, whose product is annotated as NUMB like endocytic adaptor protein. Bases 223 to 2061 code for a protein of 612 amino acids. Lineage: Eukaryota; Metazoa; Chordata; Mammalia; Primates; Hominidae. The record is from RefSeq and is a predicted model, not a curated record. Gene Ontology annotation, biological process: positive regulation of neurogenesis. The transcript has 10 exons. Gene Ontology annotation, cellular component: cytoplasm.
CGGGGCCGGGGCGGGGAGCCGAGGCCGAGGGACGCUCCCCCGCCCCCGGAACGGAAUCCUCCCGGGAGCCGAGGAGGCUCGCGCGCGUGCAUCCCGCACCAUCCCCCGGCCCCGGGCCCUGGCCGGCGUCAGACCGAGCUGCCGCCGCCACCACCGCAGCAGCAGCAGUCGGGGAGCCAGGCCCAGCCAGGGCCGCGGGAGGCGGGGGCGCCCGGGCCCUGGAUGUCCCGCAGCGCGGCGGCCAGCGGCGGACCCCGGAGGCCUGAGCGGCACCUGCCCCCAGCCCCCUGUGGGGCCCCGGGGCCCCCAGAAACCUGCAGGACGGAGCCAGACGGGGCGGGCACCAUGAACAAGUUACGGCAGAGCCUGCGGCGGAGGAAGCCAGCCUACGUGCCCGAGGCGUCGCGCCCACACCAGUGGCAGUCAGACGAGGACGCGGUGCGGAAGGGCACGUGCAGCUUCCCGGUCAGGUACCUGGGUCACGUGGAGGUAGAGGAGUCCCGGGGAAUGCACGUGUGUGAAGAUGCGGUGAAGAAGCUGAAGGCGAUGGGCCGAAAGUCCGUGAAGUCUGUCCUGUGGGUGUCAGCCGAUGGACUCCGAGUGGUGGACGACAAAACCAAGGAUCUUCUGGUCGACCAGACCAUCGAAAAGGUCUCCUUUUGUGCUCCUGACCGCAACCUGGAUAAGGCUUUCUCCUAUAUCUGCCGUGACGGGACUACCCGCCGCUGGAUCUGCCACUGUUUUCUGGCACUGAAGGACUCCGGCGAGAGGCUGAGCCACGCUGUGGGCUGUGCUUUUGCCGCCUGCCUGGAGCGAAAACAGCGACGGGAGAAGGAAUGUGGGGUCACGGCCGCCUUCGAUGCCAGUCGCACCAGCUUCGCCCGCGAGGGCUCCUUCCGCCUGUCUGGGGGUGGGCGGCCUGUUGAGCGAGAGGCCCCGGACAAGAAGAAAGCAGAGGCAGCAGCUGCCCCCACUGUGGCUCCUGGCCCUGCCCAGCCUGGGCACGUGUCCCCAACACCAGCCACCACAUCCCCUGGUGAGAAGGGUGAGGCAGGCACCCCUGUGGCUGCAGGCACCACUGCGGCCGCCAUCCCCCGGCGCCAUGCACCCCUGGAGCAGCUGGUUCGCCAGGGCUCCUUCCGUGGGUUCCCAGCACUCAGCCAGAAGAACUCACCUUUCAAACGGCAGCUGAGCCUACGGCUGAAUGAGCUGCCAUCCACGCUGCAGCGCCGCACUGACUUCCAGGUGAAGGGCACAGUGCCUGAGGUGGAGCCUCCCGGUGCCGGCGACAGUGACAGCAUCAACGCUCUGUGCACACAGAUCAGUUCAUCUUUUGCCAGUGCUGGAGCGCCAGCACCAGGGCCACCACCUGCCACAACAGGGACUUCUGCCUGGGGUGAGCCCUCCGUGCCCCCUGCAGCUGCCUUCCAGCCUGGGCACAAGCGGACACCUUCAGAGGCUGAGCGAUGGUUGGAGGAGGUGUCGCAGGUGGCCAAGGCCCAGCAGCAGCAGCAACAGCAGCAACAGCAGCAGCAGCAGCAGCAGCAGCAGCAGCAGCAGCAGCAGCAAGCAGCCUCAGUGGCCCCAGUGCCCACCAUGCCUCCUGCCCUGCAGCCUUUCCCCGCCCCCGUGGGGCCUUUUGACGCUGCACCUGCCCAAGUGGCCGUGUUCCUGCCACCCCCACACAUGCAGCCCCCUUUUGUGCCCGCCUACCCGGGCUUGGGCUACCCACCGAUGCCCCGGGUGCCCGUGGUGGGCAUCACACCCUCACAGAUGGUGGCCAACGCCUUCUGCUCAGCCGCCCAGCUCCAGCCUCAGCCUGCCACCCUGCUUGGGAAAGCUGGGGCCUUACCGCCCCCUGCCAUACCCAGUGCCCCUGGGAGCCAGGCCCGCCCUCGCCCCAAUGGGGCCCCCUGGCCCCCUGAGCCAGCGCCUGCCCCAGCUCCAGAGUUGGACCCCUUUGAGGCCCAGUGGGCGGCAUUAGAAGGCAAACCCACUGUAGAGAAACCCUCCAACCCCUUUUCUGGCGACCUGCAAAAGACAUUCGAGAUUGAACUGUAGCCCGAGCCGCCCCACCCACUCCAUCAUCUCCAGGUGCCCCACGCCUGGGGGUGGAGGCACAACCUCUCCCCUAACCCUGCUCCCUGGGGCUGUGCCCCUCAACACCCUCUCAACACCCCCCUCCCUCAACCACCCCGACAACCACUACAGAACCAACAUUGUGACGCCCAGGUUGCAACAGGAUGGAAUUCAGGGACGGACCCAGCCUGGCUAAGGGAACCAUUUCACUGCCAGACUUAGGCUGGCAAUGCCCCCUUCCCCAACCCCAGACACAGGGGUUGGCCACAAUCCCACUGAAUGCCCUUGGUUCACACUCCAUUUCCCAGUUUCUGUUGACCCCCACCUUCCAGUGUUGGACAGGAUGGAGGGGGGACACUUGCUUAGGGGCUCUCCUGGGCCCCACACCAGUGCCCACCCCAAAUCUGGUCAUCUCCUCCCCCCAUGCACAGCACAAGCUAAGGGCUGCCCUCUGCCCACACGCUGCGUUCACUGCCAAUGCUGUACUCACCCCCAUCACCCUCCAACUUUGGGGCCCAUGUCUUCCUUGGGCCAAGGUCUCAUGGGGGCUAGGGCCAAGUUGGGGGCCCAGGAGGCGGGGAGGGGGGAGGAGGAGAAGAUGCGCAGUUACCUCAUGUCGGUGCCCGCUGGGGAGGGGUCCGGGAAGAAGGGGAAGGGGUGCCUGGCGGGUACUUUUCUAUCUUUUAUUUCCAGAUUUUUUUUGUAUCUAAACUUGAAGAUUUGUAUUAUACAAGGACAGCCAAUAAAGGAAGAAUAUAA